Molecule: messenger RNA, 1020 nt
Organism: Dendronephthya gigantea
Lineage: Eukaryota; Metazoa; Cnidaria; Anthozoa; Malacalcyonacea; Nephtheidae
Exons: 2
Coding region: 3-908 (301 amino acids)
Source: RefSeq, a predicted model, not a curated record
UGAUGAAGGAGGUUAAAGACCUCAAACAGACGGUGAAUACGCUGAUAAACAACCCCUCCGACAGUGAAAUUAACUUGAGCGAAAGCGACGGGGAAACUCCUCGCGAUAAAGCUGCUGACGAAAGCAGCAAAAGCGACACACUAAUUAAGACUAAAACCUUGAGUAAGAACUUGCUCACGGAAGUUGUCCAGGAGCUAGACAUCACUGAGAAAACAGGUGCAGAUGUUGACGAGGAGCUCGUUCAACUUAUGGAGGGACUCCUCAAAGACAAACUACAAGAGGACAAAAUUCAAGUAAGAGUGGACAAGUAUCCACGCCCAGGAAAUGUCGAGGGUUUGCGAACGCCCCGGGUGAAUCCUUUGAUAUGGAACCAAAUUCCCGCACAAGUUCGCACGAGCGACUCAAAAUCGCAAAAGACACAAAACGCCCUUGUUGCAUCCACAGUUGCUAUGAUGAAAGCGACUAAUUUAGUCAUCGAAAACGGUGAUGAAACUACCAGAGAUAAUGACAAAAAGGUGGUGACAAUACUAACGGAUGCUAUUACACUAGCAACACAAUGCUUUGAUGACAUAAACACAUCGAGACGCCAAGCGAUGAAAAAAGACCUUCACAGAGACUACUCGGCGCUUUGUACCUCGACAACCGUCCCUGCUGCAUCAGAAUACCUGUUUGGAGAUUUAUCAAAGCUCACUAAAGAUAUAUCAGAUGCAAAUAAACUCGCAAAAAGAGUGCGGCCGCCCUCAUCAAGAGGUCAUGGAGGUCAUAGAAAGUUUCAGUCCGGCGGCUCGCGUAUGCAGGGAUACCAGAGCAGCCGAAGGUUUCAACCAUACGCAAGGCCACGGAAUGAUUUUUUGUCCAAAGGCCGAAACCCAAGAUCAAAAUUCAAAAAGGAGGGCGACCACAAGUAGAAUCUCAUGUACAUACCGCACAGGAAGAAAUGUUUGAUCCCAAAGUGUCUGCAGAAAAUAAACCAAGACAAAGCAAAAGGAAUAUUAUUAAUACCAGUUUGGCCAACACAAC